Molecule: messenger RNA, 1099 nt
Organism: Dromaius novaehollandiae (emu)
Lineage: Eukaryota; Metazoa; Chordata; Aves; Casuariiformes; Dromaiidae
Product: histone H3.3A
Exons: 4
Coding region: 183-593 (136 amino acids)
Cellular component (GO): nucleus; nucleosome
Molecular function (GO): structural constituent of chromatin; protein heterodimerization activity; DNA binding
Source: RefSeq, a predicted model, not a curated record
GGGGCCGUGCCUCCCGAGUCAGCCAUCUUUCAAUUGUGCUCCGAGCCGCCGCCGCCGCCAGCAGCAGUCGCAGCUCCGGCUCCUCCUCGCGUCCGCCCGCCCUCCUUCCCUCUCCCUCCCGCACGGCAGCCGCGCUCUCCCAGGCGCACGGGGUGUGAGGCAGCAGCGGAGUCGGCAGGAGCAUGGCCCGCACCAAGCAGACGGCCCGCAAGUCCACCGGCGGCAAGGCGCCCCGCAAGCAGCUCGCCACCAAAGCGGCGCGCAAGAGCGCGCCCUCUACCGGCGGGGUGAAGAAGCCGCACCGCUACAGGCCGGGUACCGUGGCUCUCCGUGAAAUCAGGCGUUAUCAAAAGUCCACCGAACUUUUGAUCCGCAAGCUUCCCUUCCAGCGUCUGGUGCGUGAAAUUGCUCAGGACUUCAAAACAGAUCUGCGCUUCCAGAGCGCUGCUAUUGGUGCUUUGCAGGAGGCAAGUGAAGCCUACUUGGUUGGCCUGUUUGAAGAUACCAACCUGUGUGCUAUCCAUGCCAAACGUGUCACAAUCAUGCCAAAAGAUAUCCAGCUAGCACGCCGCAUACGUGGAGAGCGUGCCUAAACUUCACUCUGAUGGGUUUGUCAUUCUCGAAGCAAAAUCUUCUUCCUGUUAUUGGUAGUAAUGAACGUUAGAUAUUUUUUCCAUGGGGUUAAAAGGUACCUAAGUAUAUGGUUGCAAAUGGAAAAAUAGGGGACAGAAUUGGGUAUUGGCAAGUUUUUUUCCAUUUUCAUUUGUGUGUGGAUUUUUAAUAUAAAUGAGGGGACAUAAAGCAUUAAUGCGGUCAAAAAAUGUUUCAGUGAACAAGUUUCAACCAUUCAACUUUAUAAAAAUUAUAAAUAAACCUGUCAAAUUUUUCUGGACAAUGCCAGCAUUUGGAUUUUUUUAAACAAGUAAAUUUCUUAUCAAUGGCAACUAAAUGGUGUUUGUAGCAUUUUUAUCAUACAGUAGAUUCCAUCCAUUCACUAUACUUUUCUAACUGAGUUGUCCUACAUGCAAGUACAUGUUUUUAAUGUUGUCUGUCUUCUGUGCUGUUCCUGUAAGUUUGCUAUUAAAAUACAUUAAAUGAU